Nakaseomyces glabratus is the source of this 1980-nucleotide messenger RNA. It is a transcript of the gene MSD1, whose product is annotated as aspartate--tRNA ligase MSD1. Lineage: Eukaryota; Fungi; Ascomycota; Saccharomycetes; Saccharomycetales; Saccharomycetaceae. Gene Ontology annotation, cellular component: cytoplasm. The record is from RefSeq and is a predicted model, not a curated record. Gene Ontology annotation, molecular function: aspartate-tRNA ligase activity; ATP binding; nucleic acid binding. Gene Ontology annotation, biological process: aspartyl-tRNA aminoacylation.
AUGUUUGCGAAAGGAGUUAAUAGCAAGCUUUUACGGAGAUGGUAUCAAUUGCCAGCGAAGGAGCUCAUCAGGGAUAAAUUUGAGUUUGAGACUAGUAAUCUUAGGGUGCGUGAGCUGGUCACUGGCGCGGAUAUUGUGCUUAAUGGAUGGAUUGACUCGAAACCGAAGAGGAUAUCGAAAAGUUUGAUUUUUGGUCAGCUGAGAGACUCAAAUGGCGAUCGAGUGCAACUUGUGGAUACCAACUCUCUAUUAAGGAAAUGUAAAGUUGAGGAUGUUGUACAAGUAAGAGGUAAAGUUCAAUUAAAACGUGAAACUGGAAGCUCAAAUCUAGAUAAUAAGAAGUUUGAAGUGGUGGUAGAUCAUGUCAAGACUUUGAACGCUGCUAACAAGAAACCUUCAGAGCUCAAAGAGUUAAGGGACACUUCUCCCGAACUGGUGCCACCUGAAUUUAGGUAUAUACAACUGAGAACUGCUAGAUAUCAAAAUUAUUUAAGGACCAGAUAUGAAGUUUCCAAGACGCUAAGGCAAAUUCUUGAUCAGGACGGUUUCACUGAAAUCGAAACACCAACACUUUUCAAAGCUACACCAGAAGGUGCUCGAGAAUUUAUGGUACCAACGAGAGUAAGUGCAAAAAUCAAACAAGUUGAUAAAAUUGUACCAAUGUUUUAUGCAUUAACACAGAGCCCACAACAAUACAAACAACUACUUAUGGCUAGUGGAGUACCGAAAUAUUUCCAAUUUGCCCGUUGCUAUAGAGAUGAAGAUUUAAGGGCCGAUAGACAACCAGAGUUUACACAAUUAGAUAUGGAAAUGUCAUUUGCCUCCCAAAAGGAUGUUAUGUCUGUAAUUGAGAAAUGCAUCACAUCUGUUUGGAAGAAAUUUAGAACUAAAGAAUCCACAGGGCUUUUAACUCUCGAUAGGAACCACUCGCUAACUCCAACGGAUGCUAGUAAUUUAUACAGAAUGACUUACAAAGAGGCAAUGACGAACUAUGGUAUUGACAAACCAGACCUUAGGGCUCCCUCUCUAAGAAUUCUAAAUAUGAAAGAAUUAGGAGCUUAUAGUAAUAUUAACCCUGCGUUCCCAAUAUUUGAGAUAAUGAUUAUAAAGAAAGCAUUCACCGAUAAGAAUGACUACAAGAAGAAAUGGUCCUUUUUAUCGAAUGAUGAUAACUACAAUUAUAGAAAGCCUAUAGUCGUCCCAAUUAGUACAGAUUUAGAAACAAAAAAUUGGUAUGAAAAAUUUAUGAGAAUUGCAAGCUUUGAAAACACUCAUAUGUUGAAUAAAGCGAUUAGAUUAGAAGUGGGUGAUAUUGUUGUUGGCUCAAACAGAGAGAUUGAUACCCGAAUUUUUGAAAACCCAACACCUCUAGGGAGAGCAAGGCAGCUAAUACUGCAAAAUAAUGAAACUAAAGAUAUUGUUAGGGAAACUAAUAAAGAUGUAGCUGUCUGGGUAGUAGACUUCCCUCUGCUUUCACCAAAAGAAACUGAAAUAAAAAAUACCAAACAUAAAGAGAUGUAUCCAAUUUAUGAAGAUAGAACUGUUAUCUCUACUCAUCAUCCAUUCACGAUGGUACAAUUACAAGAUUACGACAAGCUUACCACCAAUCCGAUAGAUUGUCUAGGUCAGCAUUAUGAUCUAGUUAUGAAUGGAAUCGAAUUGGGUGGUGGAUCUACAAGAAUUCAUGAUCCUGAGUUACAGAAAUUUAUGUUCGAAAAUGUCUUGAAAAUUAGCAACUAUCAAAUUUUAUUUGGUCAUUUAUUGUCAGCGUUCGAAACGGGAACACCACCACAUGCAGGUUUUGCAAUUGGUUAUGAUAGGAUGUGUGCCAUGUUGUGCGGAACGGACAGUAUUAGAGAUGUGAUUCCUUUCCCGAAAAGUAUCACAGGCUCAGAUUUAGUAGUUCAGAGCCCAAGCACAAUAGCAGAAGAUAUCUUAAGAGAUUAUAAGAUUGAAUAUUUGUCAAGGAAUUCAGAAUAA